This is a messenger RNA of Theobroma cacao (cacao), 2073 nucleotides long. Its product is annotated as beta-galactosidase 16-like. The record is from RefSeq and is a predicted model, not a curated record. Gene Ontology annotation, molecular function: hydrolase activity, hydrolyzing O-glycosyl compounds. Gene Ontology annotation, biological process: carbohydrate metabolic process. Lineage: Eukaryota; Viridiplantae; Streptophyta; Magnoliopsida; Malvales; Malvaceae.
UUGCUUAUACUUACAGUAGUUGCUGUUGUCGCCGCUGUUGAAGGAGGAGAAGUAACUUACGAUGGCAGAUCCUUGAUCAUACAAGGGCAGCGAAAACUCCUAUUUUCUGGUUCUAUACACUACCCUCGAAGCACUCCUGAGAUGUGGCCUUCAUUAAUAACCAAAGCCAAAGAGGGAGGAUUAGAUAUGAUACAGACCUACGUGUUUUGGAACCUUCAUGAGCCCCAAAAAAGCCAGUAUAAUUUCAAUGGAAGAGCUGAUCUAGUUAGGUUCAUUAAGGAAAUCCAAGCACAAGGCCUAUAUGCAAGUCUCAGGAUUGGUCCCUUUAUUGAGGGUGAAUGGAAUUAUGGUGGAUUACCUUUCUGGUUACAUGAUGUCCCAGGCAUUGUAUACCGAUCUGACAAUGAACCAUUUAAGGUGCAUAUGCAAAAUUUUACCACAACAAUAGUUAACAUGGUGAAAUCAGAAAACUUGUAUGCUUCACAAGGGGGACCCAUCAUACUAUCACAGAUUGAGAAUGAGUACCAAUUAGUAGAACCAGCAUAUCAUGAGAAAGGACCUCCGUACGUUAAAUGGGCAGCAGAAAUGGCCGUAGGACUUCAAACUGGGGUCCCCUGGAUGAUGUGCAAACAAAAUGAUGCUCCUGAUCCAGUGAUCAACACUUGCAAUGGGAUGAAAUGCGGGGAGUCAUUUCCAGGGCCUAAUUCAUCUAAAAAGCCUUGGCUGUGGACAGAGAAUUGGACAUCUCGGUAUCAAGCAUACGGUGAAGAACCAUAUACAAGAUCUCCCCAAGACAUUGCGUUUCAAGUCGCUCUAUUUGUUGCAAGGAAUGGGACCUUCGUAAAUUAUUAUAUGUAUCACGGUGGGACUAAUUUUGGGAGAACGACAUCUUCAUACGUAACAACAAGUUACUAUGACGAAGGACCCCUUGAUGAGUAUGGUUUGAUUAGGCAGCCGAAAUGGGGCCAUUUGAAGGAGUUGCACGCGGCAAUUAAGUCAUGUUCAAAUCCUAUAUUAUUUGGAACACAAUUUAUGCUUUCCCUUGGUGAACGACAAACGGGCUACAUCUACCGACAAAAAUCAGGAGAAUGUGCUGCUUUUCUAGUGAACAAUGACGAUACAAAAACUGUUGUUGUGCCCUUUCAAAACUCAUCAUAUGAAUUGAGUCCAAAUUCAAUUAGCAUUUUACCUGAUUGCAAGAAUGUAGCCUUCAACACUGCCAAGAUAAAUGUUGAGAACAACACCAGAUCAAUAACAACAGGCAAGAAGUUUAAUGGUUCCGAAAUGUGGGAAGAAUUCAGAGACAUUAUUCCCACCUUCGCACAAACAUCAAAAAGAUCCAAUACGUUGUUAGAGCACAUGAAUACCACAAAAGACAUGUCGGAUUAUCUUUGGUACACUUCCAUGUAUCGACAUGAAUCAUCAAAUAGUAAAGCAGUUCUAAAGGUGGACUCGGCUGGGCAUGCUUUACAUGCAUUUGUCAAUGGUGUUUUAAUAGGAUCUACACAUGGAAGUCAUAAGAAUACACGUUUUACAUUGGAGAAUACAAUUCCAUUGAACGAGGGUAACAACAACAUCUCUCUCCUAAGUGUCAUGGUUGGAUUACCGGAUUCUGGUGCAUAUUUAGAGAGUAGGGUUGCCGGGCUUCGGAGGGUAAGGAUUCAUGAUAUACAGAACUCUAAGGAUUUAACCAACUAUUCGUGGGGAUACCAGGUUGGACUAUUAGGAGAGAAACUGCAAAUUUACUUGGAGCAAACAUCAAGCAAAGUUCAGUGGAGACCAUUUACUUCUCCUAAUCCCCUUACGUGGUAUAAGACUUCAUUUGAUGCACCAGCAGGAAAUGAGUCACUUGGACUAAAUCUUGGUUCAAUGGGGAAAGGUGAAGCAUGGGUUAAUGGCCAAAGCAUAGGCAGAUAUUGGGUCUCAUUUGUUACGUCUCAAGGCUCACCUUAUCAAACUUGGUACCAUGUACCACGAUCAUUCCUCAAACCCACAGACAAUUUGCUAGUUAUUCUUGAAGAAGAAAAUGGGUCCCCUCUUGGAAUAUCCUUAGACAUUAUAUCGACCAUCUGA